Messenger RNA from Aptenodytes forsteri (emperor penguin), 4351 nucleotides. RefSeq names its product AMMECR1 like (gene AMMECR1L). The coding region runs from base 39 to 971 and encodes 310 amino acids. The transcript has 6 exons. NCBI's taxonomy places the organism in Eukaryota, Metazoa, Chordata, Aves, Sphenisciformes, Spheniscidae. The record is from RefSeq and is a predicted model, not a curated record.
GGUUCUGCAGUGUUCCAGGCAGCGAGUUUUGAAGCAGGAUGGGAAAAAGACGCUGUGUUCCUCCACUUGAGCCCAAGCUGGCAGCUGGCUGUUGUGGGGUAAAGAAACCCAAAUUGUCUGGGAGUGGAACGCACAGUCAUGGGAAUCAGGCCACAACUGUACCAGGCUCCAGUUCAGGUCCUCUUCAGAACCACCAGCAUACAGACGGGAAUAAUGGAAGGGAGAACGUAUCUGACUUGACUUUGGGCCCAGGAAAUUCCCCAAUUACUCGAAUGAAUCCCACUUCAGGAGCUCUGAGCCCACUUACUCGGCCCAAUGGAACUGCCAACAGCACCAAGAACCUGGUGGUGACAGCGGAGAUGUGCUGCUACUGCUUUGAUGUACUCUACUGUCAUCUCUAUGGUUUCCCUCAGCCACGACUUCCUCGAUUUACCAAUGACCCCUAUCCACUCUUUGUGACGUGGAAGACGGGGCGAGACAAGCGGCUUCGUGGCUGCAUCGGGACCUUUUCAGCCAUGAAUCUUCACUCAGGACUCAGGGAAUACACAUUAACCAGUGCACUUAAGGACAGCCGAUUUCCCCCCCUGACCCGCGAGGAGCUGCCCAAACUCUUCUGCUCUGUCUCCCUCCUCACUAACUUUGAGGAUGCCAGUGACUACCUGGACUGGGAGGUUGGGAUCCAUGGGAUCAGAAUAGAGUUCAUCAAUGAGAAAGGUGUCAAACGCACAGCCACGUAUUUACCUGAGGUUGCUAAGGAACAAGACUGGGAUCAGAUCCAGACCAUAGACUCCUUACUCAGGAAAGGUGGCUUUAAGGCUCCAAUUACCAAUGAUUUUAGGAAAACGAUUAAACUUACCAGGUACCGAAGUGAGAAGGUGACAAUCAGUUAUGCAGAAUACAUGGCUUCCCGUCAGCAUUGUUUCCAGAAUGGCACUCUUCAUGCCCCCCCCCUCUACAAUCAUUACUCCUGACACACGGCUGCAUGACCAGUCCCACUCCCCAGUUGCUGCCAACGGCUACGACAUCAUUGGGGCAGAUGCCUCCUCUUCCUGGUCCAGUUACUUCUAUUACUGCACCAUUUUAUGAUGCUAGCUUCCGUUGCCAAGUCUGCCUUCCAGCUGACCUGGGGGGAGGAUGAGAGCAUGACAGAACUUCAGGGGCCCAAGCCUUAUCUCAGCCUUCCCUCCGAACGGGGGUUCAGUUGGAUUGGGGCUCCAUGCCUAUGAACUGUCGUGAGGUGCAGAAGACCUCUAGGAGUGAAAGUGCCACUUCGGACUGAUCUGUUCUUGUGUGUUACUGACACUCCGGAAACUUGAGUUGUUCGUUAUGGAAGCCCCCCAGAUCAAGUAGGAGCAUUCCCCUGGCAGCCUGGGCAACGGAGUCCAACAAAACAUUUUUUAGGUUCUUUUUAAUUUUUUUUAACCUCUGGUAUCUGUUGUGUACCGAGAGCUGAUUGCAGUCCCCACGCAUCACAGGCGGACAUUAUGAUAUUGGGGAGGGUUGAACAUCUGGAUAGCACCCCAUCCUCAUGGACAGAAAACACUUAAAGAUGUGAAAAACCUUUGGAUGGUAUUGCAGAUGAAUCCAUUAUUUAAAUAAACCCUAGAAGGCUUUAAUUAUCAGAUUCUACUGUAGGUUGGAUUCUCUAGAAAUCCUCUUGGUUUACAGUUUUCUGGGUUUUUAGACAGUGCUUUGUAAUGUAGCCUGCUAUGAAAUAGAAUGCUGUUAUGCCUGUAAGAGAGCAACAUGGCACAUACUGUGUAUGCGAAGGACAAGGUACUUGAGUGUCCCUGUACAGUCUUCUCUGUUACGACCAAGUUUUGUGUCCAAACAUUUGUAACGGAGCCUGGUUGGAUUAGGGAUGGGGAGGGAUUUGCAGGGCAUUGACUGUAGUCAUACAAGUGAGACUAGUGACUGAAAUUUGUUUAACUUAAGCUAACAGUCUCGGGGACCUUCCUUUUGAUAGGACAGCCACUUUCUCUGGUGUGACUAUCGAUCUUGAGAACUGUGAGUAUUCCAGUUUAUAGCAGGCCUAUGGAAUACAGCUAUGUAGUUUCACUGGUAAGUUAUUAUCUUACACAGUUUAGUCAUUACCACAUCAAGGCAAUGAGUGGGGAAACCUGUGUUACCCAAACUGUGUGAAACUCAUGUGCAUUCUGUAUUUCUUCUCCCAUCAUUGAUGAUUACAAGAAAUAUUCUCAUCUAAGAGGAAGGUAACUUACCCAGUUGUUUAUUCUGCAGUGUCAUUGAGGGAUGUCAUAAACUCUAAAUUAUGACUCCCAAUGAGGUCACUAGACUUCAAAAUUUGUUUUGUUUUUUUGUUUCUGUUUUGUUUUCCAAGUUUCUGGAGGGUCAACAAUGAUCAGGAAGAAAAUACAAGUGCAUAGCAGAGACAUGGCUAUUUGGUUGCAUAUAUCUUGAAAGUUCGUUUGUGUGUGGUAAUGAUGGCUUUUAAAAUUGGCUGGUGUUUCAAGCCUGAAAUUCUCUCCUGGCAUGGCAGGGAAAUAGGGCUGGUAGAAAGCUCAGAACUGCAUGCUGCUGCUCCUUCUGGUCCUAGAGAAGCAAACAGAAUUGUGCAGUUUUGCUUCAUGUUGGUGUAACGUCCUCCUACUGGAGGAGAGAGACGUGAGGGAAAGGAGGGGGUCCUAUUCUGGAUAACGGUGCAAUAUCGACCCAGCUUUCCUCCUGUACUGGGUCAUUCUUAUAAAUUGCCACUUUUCCCUUGUGAUGUUGUUGAAAAGCAAUUGAAGAUUAAGGGAUUGUUUCAUGAUUUCCUGCUGCUGAGAAUAAAUCGGUCUUGUUACAAACUCGAGUGGUUUGUAAUUACUCUCCCAGGUGCCGUGUAGUGAUGGGGGAGGGUGGGGUCAGCUCUGGACAUACCAUUCACCUUUCAGCUGUCAAACAGUAUGAUACAUAGGGCUACACUCAUUACUGUUCAAGUGUUCUAUGUUAGAAUUUAAUUUCUAAAAGGUUUAAAAAAAGCAAAAAAAUGGUGCUAAAACUUCACCCCUGAGCACGCUCAGUGAGACUGGUCAUGCAGGCAUAUAGUGCCAGGCUUUUCAACAAUAUUGUUUCUUUUUCAAAUGUUUGCCCUGUUCUGUGUCUUCAACAGUGUAUAGUGUUUUCCUGAUUUCAUUUUAUUUGAAUAGGGGAUGACUAAGGGGUGGGGUGGGGAGGGUUAGCUGUCAUUUUUAAAGAACAGAAUUUUAGGAUUGAGUGACUUGGUUGGUUUAAGGCUGAAGUGGGCUAGAUGGUUUGGGACUGGGGAAGCCUUAUCCUCUCCCACUUCCAUUUCCCCACUCCGUCUGUUUAAAAAGAAAAACAAACAAAAAUGCCUCUAAAUAUGUACUGUGUUCUUGUCUUGUUGCAGUGAGAAGAGAAGCUAGCAAAUCAGAAACACUGGUCUGCUGCCUAAGAAACAGGCCCUCUCAGCUUUAGUCCCAUAAGGGUCCAGCUAUAAAAUCAGUUGAAAAGUGUCAAUAGUUAAGUUAGCUCAGAAAAAUGUAUGACAAGGACAGGUGGUCUCAGGAAAUAACCCCAUUUCUAGAUCAUUACAUGGCAGCUAUGCAUAAGGAUGAAAGAGGUGAACUAGAAACAAAAUGUACUUUGAGUUGCCUCACGAUGGAGGCAACCGAAAUCAAUGACCAACUGAUGUAAGAAUUCCUCUGUGGUUACUUGGCUGGGACAGCAGGUUAGAACUACUUCUCAAAGCAACUGUUAACCUGGUUUGAUCUGGAUUUAACUCAUCCUUAGAAGCAAGUGCCUUUUGGUCUAGAAGGGCUUAUUCUCAUGACAACCACAACUGAGAAAUAAUCUCACUGCAAUUAUGAAUUGUCUUUGUUUUACAGUAACUACAGGAGAAUGUCUUUGAUCACUGGAGUCUGUCAGUGUUGGAAUGUUUCCACUGUGAAGUUCUUAAUUUUUUUUUUCAUAAUGUUCAACAGUCAAUCUCAACUGAGGCCAUUUCAGUUUGGGAACGUUUUGCAGUCAAAAUAUCACAUAUCUACAAUUUAUCAGAACAAAAAAAAAUCUGUAAGAAAAUCUAAGAGUUCAUUUUAACCUUUGCACAGAAUAAUUUGUUUUCAUAGUACAUUAACAAACAUCAGCAAUCUUCACUGACUAGUAAUGCUGUUUUCUGUUUGUAUUCUGGAAACUACAUGUUGUUUUGUUGGGUUUUUUUGGUUAAUUUAUUUCCUUAAAGCAGGAGACCUCUUUUGACCUUCAGUGCAGAGAUGUCAGACCAAUUCUUUGUAUUACACUUGGUUGCCUCCUACCUAUAUAAUAACUUCUGAGUGUAAAUAAUUGAACUCUAUCCUCUAAUGAAGUAUUGUAGAGAAUAAAUCAUACUGGA